Messenger RNA from Metarhizium acridum CQMa 102, 2715 nucleotides. Lineage: Eukaryota; Fungi; Ascomycota; Sordariomycetes; Hypocreales; Clavicipitaceae. The record is from RefSeq and is a predicted model, not a curated record.
AUGGAUCCGUCGUGGCAGCAAUAUCCCGACUCGGCCGGUGCCUCGCGACGACACAACGGCGGCGGACAAAUGCCUCGAGACUAUGCCGGUCAACCUCCUCCUGCCGCCGCGCCCUACGGUCCUGACCAUGGUCAAUAUCACCGCGCCGCUCUUCCUCAAGUCCACGUCCACUCCCACCCUCACGCCUAUGGUCAUGGCCAUGCCAUCAACCUCUCGGGACCUGGCAAUCCCAAUCCAGCCGCCGCCUCCCCAAUGUCCAUCGGUCCCUCCCCUCGCGACGGCAACGGAGACAUUGCUAUGCACGACGCCCACGACGCCCACGCCGGCAUCAAAUACCCCAUGAGACCGCACCAUCAGUCUCACGCUUCUACUGGUCGCUCCUCCAACCUUCAGAUGCCCCACGAGCAACAGCCUUCUUCUGCUGCUCAACGAUACUCGCCCAUGGACACGCUGUCUCCGACCUCUCCCUACGCGCCCAAGUCGAGUCAAUUUGCGAAUCCACCCCCUCCAACGCAGUCCCCAAGCGGCCAGCCAGAGUAUUCCCAGAGUCCAUACUAUGCUGCUGGGCGUCAGGCUGGUCAACAGCUGCCGCCAAUCACGCCUUUCGCCUCGUCCCAAGAGGGCUACCCUUCCUCAGCCGUGGCCAAUCUAGACGCAACCUACUCUAACGGGCCCAAGUCUCCCGCACGAUCGAAUCCUGCAGGGCAAAAGCCUGUCCCCGAGUUCCGCAAGGUUCGAGCUCUGACUGAACUACGACCCAAGAACAACCGGCAACCGGCCUUCCGACGAGCAAACCCCGAGGGAGGCUUUAUCAGUCCUCUUCAAGCCCUCACAUCUCACUUACCGGCGACAUACCGUAUCUGCAAUCCUGGCUUCAAAUAUGAGACUUCGCGAAAUCCUCGUCGCGUCCUGACCAAACCAAGCAAGGGAGUCAAGAAUGAUGGCUACGACAACGAAGACAGUGAUUAUAUUCUCUAUGUCAAUGAUAUUCUAGGAUCCGAAGAAGCAGGUCACAAGAAUCGCUACCUCAUCUUGGAUGUUCUUGGCCAAGGAACCUUUGGCCAGGUCGUCAAGUGCCAAAACUUGAAGACGCAAGAGGUUGUUGCCGUCAAGGUCAUCAAGAAUCGCACUGCUUAUUUUAACCAGAGCAUGAUGGAAGUUUCUGUUCUCGAUUUGCUGAACACGAAACUCGACAAGAACGAUGACCAUCACCUGCUGCGAUUGAAGGACACUUUUAUUCACCGACAACAUCUUUGUUUAGUAUUUGAAUUGCUGAGUGUCAACUUGUACGAGCUCAUCAAACAAAACCAGUUCCGAGGACUCAGCACCACCCUUGUGCGAGUAUUUGCGCAACAACUUCUUAAUGGCCUUGCCUUGUUGAAUAAAGCUCGCUUGAUCCAUUGCGAUCUGAAGCCCGAAAACAUCCUACUCAAAAACCUGGAAAGUCCUAUUAUCAAGAUUAUUGAUUUCGGUUCCGCUUGUGACGAGCGGCAAACAGUCUACACCUAUAUCCAGUCCAGGUUUUACCGCUCACCCGAAGUCCUCCUCGGCCUGCCAUACUCCUCAGCCAUUGACAUGUGGUCCUUGGGGUGUAUCGUAGUAGAGCUUUUCCUGGGUCUGCCCCUCUUUCCCGGGUCAUCAGAAUACAACCAAGUCUCACGGAUCGUUGAGAUGCUCGGCAACCCCCCGAACUGGAUGAUCGAAAUGGGUAAACAGGCGGGCGAAUUCUUUGAGAAACGCCAGGACGAAUUCGGCAGACGGACGUAUCACUUGAAAAGUAUGGAACAGUACGCACGCGAGCACAACACGAAGGAGCAACCCAGCAAAAAGUACUUUCAGCAAAGCACGCUGCCCGACAUUAUCAAAUCUUAUCCCAUGCCGCGCAAAAACAUGAAGCAGAAUGAAAUCGAUCGAGCCUUUAUCGACUUUGUCCGAGGAUUAUUGACUAUCAACCCCCUCGAGAGAUGGUCUCCUCAACAGGCCAAGUUGCAUCCAUUUAUUACUCAACAAAAAUUUACUGGUCCUUUCGUUCCUCCCAUGAACCUCAAAGCGAGCUCCUUAAACCGAUCUCCCGCGCCAGGAACGCAACAGCAACAACAGGCCGAGGCUUUGAGCAAGCAACGUGCUCAGGCGGCACAAGCUCAAGCUAAUUCGGCUGCACAUUCAGCCGCUCAGGGAGCGUAUGCCAACAUGGCUGCUACUGGCCAGUACCCUCAACAGUCAGGGCAUGCUCAACCUCCCAUGUACACCGCAAACCCUGUUUAUUCGCCUGCUGGGAAUCAUGGCAAUAUGGCGCCGCCCUACGGACCCCAGGCACUUCAGUACGGCCCAAUGGUCAUGGGCCAGCAUACCCAACCAAUGCCUUCUGCCCAGUAUGGCAAUGUUGCUCAACCGAAUAUGUAUCAGCAAGGAGGCAUGCGGACUAGCAGGCAGAGAGCUUCAACCAUGGAGCAGCAGCAGAGUGGUAUCCCGGCUGCUAUUCAGCGAGUAGCAAGCCAUCUUGACCCGAGUCAGCCUAUCCGCCUGCAGCCUAGUCCAGCUUAUUACCCCCCUUCCGGCGAAGGCGUGGUUAGCAUGGAUAAUACUCCUGGACGUGCUGGUCGACGGGGAAGCAGGGUUCAGCAAGGUGGGAGAGGAAAUCGCGAUUUCAUCCGCAAUCUCGAGGAACGCACCUUGGAAGAAGGAUUCAUGGGAAACCAGAACCCGUGGCAUUGA